AGAGCAGGAACGCGGGGUUGUCCCAGGCUGGCGUGUAGCCUCUUGACGGGGGUCACUUCGUAAGACAGGAGAGAGUUGUGUUUUUUUUUUUCUUCCUGGUUUUCUAAGCUGUGCUGUAAUGUUGGCCCCGGACUGCUGGUAUCGGAGGCGGCUGUGACAGGGAGUGGGUUGGGGUUCGCUCAGUGGCAUUUAUUUCUCCUGAAAUGGGAGCUCUCCUGUAUGCCGAAGCGAUGCUCCUUCGCCUGUUCUGAGAAUGAUUAAAAACGAGAAGCCGUCGUAAUCCAGCUCUCAACUUCUGCUCCGAUCCCCUCGUCUCCAGCUUUGCUGGAGGAGCUCUUGGACGUCUCUGAACAUACACCUCCUGUACUCUAGUACCUUAAUGGAGGAAGUGGGAUUGUUUGGGUCCUCUAGGAGAUAUUGUAAUACCAGUACAUAAUAGAUAUCCCGUCUCUGAAAUGUUCAUUAUCUACUGGAGAUUGUUGCACAUUUGGUGACUUUCAAGUUUCAAAUCAUGGACUCAGAACAGAUCAUGGAGGGACAGGCACAGCAUGUUGUUUUACAGGUUCCAGAAAAUCCUCAUGCUGAAUAUGGCCUUACAGAAAAUGUAGAGAGGAUAGUAGAAAAUGAGAAGAUUAACGCAGAGAAAACAUCAAAGCAGAAGGUGGAUCUUCAGUCGUUACCUACACGUGCCUACUUGGAUCAGACAGUUGUGCCUAUCUUACUACAGGGACUUGCUGUACUUGCAAAGGAGAGACCGCCAAAUCCUAUUGAAUUCCUAGCAGCAUAUCUUUUAAAAAACAAGUCACAGUUUGAGGACCGAAAUUAAUUCCAUGGGAAGAGGACGACAGUUUGGCUGCUAAAAUUAGAUGCUAAUUUGCCAUGAUUCAUUCUUUGCUGUAAAAAUCAUACAGAACCACCAAUGUCUUUCAAACUGCACAAUUUCCCUUAUCUUUUCUUGAGUUAUUUAAUAAAGUACAUUUUUAUUCUCA
Messenger RNA from Chelonia mydas (Green sea turtle), 989 nucleotides. It is a transcript of the gene DPY30, whose product is annotated as dpy-30 histone methyltransferase complex regulatory subunit. The record is from RefSeq and is a predicted model, not a curated record. Lineage: Eukaryota; Metazoa; Chordata; Testudines; Cheloniidae. The transcript is spliced from 5 exons. Bases 512 to 826 code for a protein of 104 amino acids. Gene Ontology annotation, cellular component: Set1C/COMPASS complex.